CCCCCAGAAUGCUGUCUUGAGUAUAACCACCAAAAGUUGCGGUGAGAUGUUCUUAUGAGCACAAGCAAUCUCAUUACUAGCUUGCUUAGCUCUUUAAGCACAAAAACAUACAGGACUGGUUUCAAUAGGUCUAGGUUGUGUCAAGCAGGUCAUAAUGACAUACACACCUGCACUGAGGACAUCAGCUGUGCAUUGCAUUUGGGGCGCCCAGUUACAUAAUGGUUAAGGUACAUGGCUCAGGCAGUAAGAGCAGUCGUCUGGCAGUCGGAGGGUUGCCAGUUCGAUCCCCCGCCUGGGCUGUGUCGAAGUGUCCCUGAGCAAGACACCUAACCCCCAAAUGCUCCUGACAAGCUGGUUGGUGCCUUGCAUGGCAGCCAAUCGCCGUCGGUGUGUGAGUGCGUGUAUGAAUGGGUGAAUGAGAAGCAUCAAUUGUACAGUGCUUUGGAUAAAGGCGCUAUAUAAAUGCCAACCAUUUACCAUUUACAUGAUUGGGAUCGAUCCCUGGUCUAGGCACAAUAAGAUCAGUGCAGCCGUUGGGCCCUUGAGCAAGGCCCUUAACCCUGCAUUGCUCCAGGGGAGGAUUGUCUCCUGCUUAGUCUAAUCAACUGUAUGUUGUAGAAAUAUAAAUUGCAUUGUCCACGAGAAACUACUGCACGAUAUUUCUGCAUCACUUGUGUCGUGGAGAAUUGGGAGACAACAGGGAACGAGCCCAAGGUUGCGCUGUUCAUACAUGGUAACAAAAUCAGGGUCAGAUUAGAAAUGCAGCGGCUCUUGUGUAAUGGCCAAGCAUUCUUGUUUUUUUUUAUAUCAUGUGCCAGCAUAGUUACACUGAAACACAAAGCCAUCAGACCUGUUCAGGCUUUCAGAAACCUCUUCUCAUGUCACCCUAUUGAAGGCAAUAUAUCACACGAAUAAAUACCAUGUCACCCUUUUUGUUUUCACAGCUAUAUGUAAUGAUUGCACUUGCAUUUAAUUAUUUUAUUAAUCGUGGUGUUCUAGUUGCCAAAAUUCUGGUAUUGCUAAUUGGCCAGUUAUCAGAUUAUUCUACAACGGUUCAAGUUAUUCUCUAUGUGAUCACUCACACACAUGGAACCAUACUCUGCUCUUGGGUUUUAAGAGCACCUAUCCUGGCUAAGAGCCUCUGCUAAAUGACUAUAAUGUAAUGUUAUAUAUUUUAAGAUGAAAAGAAACUAUUUUCUCCUGGAAUCUUUUCAAGCAUUCAGAACAAAAACGCACUAUUAUUAUUAUUUUCUAGCUGAAUAUUAAAUUAGACUAGUAUUCAGUUCCAUGUGGUGCAUAGCCUGAUAAUUCUGAUUCAGCACUAGAAGGCAGCAAGCCAGUUCCACAGCAGACACGGGGCGUGGCUUUGUCUGUAUGAAAGCUUAGUGAAAGAGGUGUGACUGAGGUUUGAAAGAACACAGUUCUGUGGUAAAGAUACUGAAGUGAUUUAUUAUUGUUUUUGCAGUUAUGGCUUUAAGUGGGAAGGUAGCUCUUGUUACUGGUGCUGCUCAAGGUUUGGGGAAAGGCUUUUCUGGGAUUCUACUGAAAAAUGGAGCGAAGGUGGCACUGUUGGAUAUAGAUGAAACGGUUGGGAAAAGUGCCAAAGCGGAUUUUGAUAAAGAGUACGGAAAAGACUGCACCACGUUUUUGACAUGCGAUGUGACGUCAGAUGAACAGCUGAAAGAUGCAUUUCAGAAAACCAUUGAGAGGUUUGGCAGAAUCGACAUUGUGAGCAACAAUGCAGGGACAGUGAACGAGAUUUACUGGAAGAAAAUGAUAGAAAUAAAUCUGAAUGCAGUGAUUCGGGGCACCUUUCUGGCACUUCAGCACAUGAAAAAAGACACUGGAGGAGAAGGAGGGGUCAUAGUCAAUACAGCUUCCAUGGCAGGUCUGGGUCCCGUCAGGAACUCUCCCGUCUACACAGCCACCAAACAUGGAGUGGUUGGGUUUACCCGGGCUGUGGCGUUAGCCUCAGGGCUGAGUGGGUAUGGCGUGAGGGUCAACGCCCUCUGUCCCGGUUUGGUCAAAACUCCCCUCAUCGAUAAUCUGACCAAUGAAAUGUACGGGCGGUUUGCCCACCUCUCGCAUUUCACGGAUGAAUUGAAGGCUGGCAUUAUCGAAGUACCAGUGGUGGCUGAGAAGUUCCUGCAGCUGGUGACAGAUGAGAGCAACAAUGGGGCAGUGAUGAAGAUCACAGGAGAUGGCGCCACCUACAUGAAUUUUAAGGAUGUGCUCAAGAAUCCUCUGCCGUGAAAGUUCC
This is a messenger RNA of Conger conger (European conger), 2260 nucleotides long. RefSeq names its product 15-hydroxyprostaglandin dehydrogenase [NAD(+)]-like. Gene Ontology annotation, molecular function: oxidoreductase activity, acting on the CH-OH group of donors, NAD or NADP as acceptor. The transcript has 7 exons. Bases 1468 to 2253 code for a protein of 261 amino acids. The record is from RefSeq and is a predicted model, not a curated record. Lineage: Eukaryota; Metazoa; Chordata; Actinopteri; Anguilliformes; Congridae. Gene Ontology annotation, cellular component: cytoplasm.